Messenger RNA from Polypterus senegalus (gray bichir), 5172 nucleotides. RefSeq names its product phosphatidylinositol glycan anchor biosynthesis, class T (gene pigt). The transcript has 12 exons. Gene Ontology annotation, biological process: attachment of GPI anchor to protein. Gene Ontology annotation, cellular component: GPI-anchor transamidase complex. The record is from RefSeq and is a predicted model, not a curated record. NCBI's taxonomy places the organism in Eukaryota, Metazoa, Chordata, Cladistia, Polypteriformes, Polypteridae. Bases 36 to 2045 code for a protein of 669 amino acids.
UGCGGAGUAGCCCGGAAACAACAAGAGAAGAGAAGAUGGCAGGUGCUGUUUUUGGCAUGCUGCUGCUGUUUGUAUUUAUAAACUUCGGUUCUUUGACGAUUAAAUCGGAGGUAAGCCAUUUAGACGAAGAACAAAUAUUUUCUACCAGCAAGGUCAGCACAGAGGAGGAACAUCAGAAUCAAGUGUCUGAUACAAAUUUUCAUCAUCAUCGCGAUACGUUACAAGACGAAGAACGAACCGAUCCGGCCGAACUUUGGACCUCUCCCGAAUCCCGGUCGCAGCAGUACGAAACUCCGUUGGUGGAAUCCCACGUGGAAGAGGGGAGACAAAAUGAAGCUCCUGCUACCAGAAACGGCUUGGCCGAGUCUGGUCAGCCUCCGAAAGUGAACGAUCGUUUCCAAGAGGAGCUGGUCAUCCGACCGCUUCUAUCCGGGGAUGUCUACUCGAGCUUUCAGUUCAGGACUCGCUGGGACACGGAUUUGUUAAACAAACAGAAGAAAGUUUCUCACUUCAGGCUUUUCCCAAAGUCCUUGGGACAAGUGAUCUCAAAGUUCUCAAUUCGUGAACUGCAUAUCUCCUUCACGCAAGGCUUCUGGAGGACUCAGCAGUGGGGCCCACCAUUCCUGCCGGCACCCCCUGGAGUGGAGCUUUGGGUGUGGUUUGAGCACACAGUACAAGAUGUGGACAGGUCUUGGAAAGAACUGACCAGUGUUUUGUCUGGUAUUUUUUGUGCCUCUCUGAACUUCAUCGACUCUACUAACACCAUACAGCCCAGUGCUUCCUUCAAACCUUUGGGUGUUGCUAAUGUGACUGAUCAGCGUUUCCUUAGAUAUGCAGUUUUACCUCGGGAAGUUGUGUGUACAGAGAACCUCACACCAUGGAAGAAACUUCUUCCUUGUGACUCCAAGGCUGGACUGGCUGUUUUGCUCAAAUCAGAGAAGUUAUUUCAUAGCAGUUUCCAUUCUCAGGCUGUUCACAUACAGCCAAUUUGCCAGGAUUUGCAAUGCAAGAAAACAUCUUGGGAGCUACGCCAGACAUUGAGUGUUGUAUUUGAUUUGCAUGCCACUGGGCAAAGCAAACGUGAAUGGUCUCUGUUCAAGAUGUUUUCUCGCACCUUGACUGAGCCGUGUCCUCUAGCUUCCACAAGCAAGGUUUAUGUUGACAUCACAGAGACAUCUAAGGGAGAUGAUUUGAUUGAAGUGGCACCUGCUGUGACCUUACAGAUGCAGGCUGUUGUCCUUGGAGAUCGACGGAAGUACAUGGUGUACGACCUUAUGACUCCAGAGCCGUAUGGCAGUCUGCGCUCUCUCAAUAUUCUGCUAAAGUGGAAACUGCAGGACAGUGAGGAGAUGCUGCCACCCAUUCUUCAUGCUGAGCGCUAUGUGGGAGGUUAUGGCCUUCAGACAGGAGAAAUCCACACGCUUAUCUACAACAAUCAUCCAUUUCGUGCAUUCCCUAUACUUCUGAUGGAGUCGGUGCCCUGGUACCUGCGCUUAUACAUUCACACGCUGUCUGUCAUUAGCAAGGGUCGUGAAAACAAACCUAGUUAUAUCCACUAUCGGCCAUCAAAGGAUCGACAGUACCCUCACCUUCUUGAGAUGUUAGUGCAGUUGCCCCCAAAUUCCAUCACCAAGGUAACCGUGCAGUUUGAGAGGGCACUGCUCAAAUGGACAGAAUACCCUCCAGAUCCAAACCAUGGCUUCUAUGUCAGCUCUUCAGUCCUUAGUGCCCAGGUACCAAGUGCAGUUGCUUUGGAUGCCAAUCAUACAACAGAGGAACCCCUUUUCACCAAUCUAUUCCCUAUUAUGGAGGAGUCCAGCUACUUCAUGCGUGUUUACACAGAACCUCUUCUGGUCAAUUUGCCCACACCAGACUUCAGCAUGCCCUACAACGUCAUAUGUCUAACUUGUACAGUGGUGGCUGUUGGUUAUGGCUCUCUCUACAAUCUGCUAACCCGAACUUUUCAGGUUGAAGAGCCUAGUGCUGGCCUAGCCAAGCGUAUCGCUAAUGUCAUUCGCAGACUACGAGGAGUGCCACCACUAUAACAAGAUAAUGGAAAGAAACACCGUGGAUGACCCCCUUGGUCUCCGGAUUCUGCUUUGAUGUGGCACAUAGAAAAGGAAGAUGAAGGUUAUUUACUUAUGAUAAACUACACAAAAAAGGACAGAAGGAAUUGAUAAAGUUAACUCCAGAGUGUUUACAUAAACCUUAGUUUUUUGGUUUUUGUGGAAUUGAGAAGUUAAGAGAUGAAUGAUUAAGUUAUAUGUUAUGACUGACCAAACUAAGCCAGAUCCUGUUGGAUAAAUUGUAAUGCUCCCAUCGCUCCCACCACAGGGCAUUGAAGGAAGUUCAAGCAAGUCAGCAAACCAAACCUGAAUGGCCAGAUGUUGGUAUGUUGGGACUCGAGGGACACUGGAAUGGGAGGCUAAGGUCCAUUUUGUCUAUGGAAAUGGAGAGAUGUUGCUGCUAUUUGAGUAAAUUGUACACAAGGUGAAUAACUGAGACACACUGAUGCACUGACCACAUCGCACAGGUAGAUUGAGAGGAUUCUACUGUUAUUUCAAAUAAAAAUAAAGUGUCAUUGGUAAUGUGAGAUUUUUAAACAUGCCCAAAUAGCUACUAUGUUUUUGCGUACGCAAAAUGAAUCCAAGCUUUCUUAACCCAUAUUAAUUUUCUACAAAAAUGCAAGCACCUUGAGUAAAUAUGAUAAUGGUAUAAUAUUGUUUUAUGUGGAACUUGGAGAUGUGUUUCAUUUAUUUGUGAGACUGCUCAUUGUGCUGCCUGUCUAUACAUCGGUUCUAUCGUGUAGUAUACAGUGCAAGGUGACGUGUGACACUAUUAUGAUUUUGCUGUCAUUUGUCCAAGAAAUUGUACUUCUGUUCAUCCUGAAGCUCCAGCAUCCCCAAGCUGACAUUUGCUGUUAUAUCCAUAAUCUUGAGCAACACUCCUGCAAGUUCCCAAUUGAUACCUGACAUCCAUACUGGUUGCCACAGGCUGAACACUGGAAUGUGAACUUUCAGUAAAUGGGAAUGACAUUAGUGUAGAUUAAUUUUUGUUUCCUGGUUAAAAAGAAAUCACUAAAUGUAUGCAUAUGAUUUCUGUGACCACCUAUACAUUUCCCUUUAGGCCUUUAAUUGAUCAGUUCUUCCUGGCUCUGUGUCCAUCAUUUCAGUGUUACCAAGCUGCUUGUCUUCAUAUAGUAGUCUCCAUGUAUGCUAUAUUCUUCGAAAAUAAUUUGAUACCCAUUAACAAAACCGUGUUUGCUCAUAUUUGUGAUGUUCAGUGCUCACAUUACUUGGCAUAGUCGUUUUUCCCAGUGGAAAUAUUUGACACAAUGAUAUCUCAGAACUUACAUGGCUUGACAAUUUUAAAAAAAUAUCGCUUCAUGGAAUGAUUUUUUUUUUCCCCCCUCAACAUCCCAAAAUUAUGGGUGUUAAGUCAAUUAGAAGCUUUUUAUCAAUCUGCUAUGAGCGAGUGUGGCUCAUCCAGCGUUCGUUCCUACUCUGUGCCCAAUGCUGGAUAAUAUACCUUCAUCCCACUCCUUUCGCAGUGAAUCCUGACAUUUAUUUUGCAAGGUUUCCCUGAAGAGACAUAACUUAAAAAAAAAAAUCUUAUUUUUCAUUCACAUAAGAAAUUAUCCUGUGCUUGCAAGAUAUUUUUGUGUGUGCACAAAACAAUAUUUCUAGAAUAUGCGUAUGUAUUUCUGGUAGACCUGUUCUGCUUCUGUAAUGUUGCCUUUGAGUAAAUUUAUAGUUUAUUAAGAUAUUUAAUACCUUUGGAUAAAGCAGUAAAAAGAGCUACUGCCAUACAUUAUCAUGACACAGUUGCUUCCUCUGGAACAUUACUUGAUCUAUAAAAUCUCUACCGCUACUAUAGUAGGGAUCUGUGUUACAUCUCCCGACUUCUGGAUUUUGACAGGGUAGGCCAAUAAAUUUCUUUAUAUGAUGGGUACAUCAAAAAGUAAAGGCAAUUUUUAAAUUACACGUUAGCCGAAACGGAUAGAAGCGACACAAUACAACACGUUUGCAGUGGCUUAUGAGUAGUUUGAACGCAUGCAGCGCCGCUGUCUGCCAUUAGUCUAUUUGAAGCCAAGGGCAAAAGAAUGUGGAUGUUGUGUUUCGGGGUUGCACCAUUUUCAAGCAACACAUCAUGGUGAGGAUUCUUUGGGCAGAUGGAAUGAAACCUGCUGAUGUUGGCUCAGUAUGAAAGUGAAAACCACAUAACUCAUUGAAAAUUUUAGAAAUGGCUGCAAAGAUUUAAAGGACAAGUGUAACCAACAAAGCUCGAUCUGGUUGACCAUUAACAUCUGACGCACACUCUCACAUCAUCAUGGUGAAUGCCUUCAUCAGAGAAGACCGACAGAUCACAUUGUGUGCUGUUGCUGCACAUAUGGAUAUCGGCUAUGGAUGUGGAUCUGCACAAGGGGGGCACAGUAAUGUUUGCACAAGAUGUGUACCCAAGCAGCUUACUGAUCUGCACAAGCCAACCUUUUUUUUUGGUAUUGCCCCUUUAGUGGCUCUGUAAUCUUAUAUAUAAGUUCUUUUCCACGUAUUGUCUUUAAUUAGGCCUUUUCAUGCCCUGGCUGUUUUAUUUUUUCAGAGCAAUAUCCUACUAGCACCAUAAGAAAGCAACUGGGAAAAUACACAGUGGAAAUGCAAUCAUUUUAGAAGUGGUUUUGGCCAAAGGGAAUGAUUAGAUAAUCUUGGGCAGUCGUCACCACAGAAUUCUUACAAAUUUCAAGAAUUUGGAGGAGUUGUCUUCUGUUUUUAGUAGUGACAAGAUUUCAAGGCAGAUUAUGCACCUCCAGUCCACGUUAUAGAGAUGAUUGUAGCCCAUGGGUAUUUGAAACUGCUGCUCCUGCAAAGCAAAAGCUGAAAGUGAGUAUUAUUAUUAGGCUGGCAUAUCUUAGCCAGAGGGCAAACUCUGCUGUGUUUUUGGCGAUUUUCAGCAGAAAGACCGUUGCAUACAACAGAAGAAAUCAAUAUCCACUGAAUCUUCCUGCUGCUAAAAUGAAGGGAACAGACACACGUCUUCAUAAACUCAGCCUGCUGUGCUGUGGAUUUUCUAUAAAGGGCUAUCCUCCAUUUUAGUGUUUUGGGAUUCAGAUAUAUGUCCUGUUUAUAACAUGUCCUAAUUUUUAACAAAAUAAAACCAGUUCAUUUGACAAUCGGA